Molecule: messenger RNA, 1706 nt
Organism: Microplitis demolitor
Lineage: Eukaryota; Metazoa; Arthropoda; Insecta; Hymenoptera; Braconidae
Product: maltase 1
Exons: 1
Coding region: 51-1625 (524 amino acids)
Biological process (GO): carbohydrate metabolic process
Source: RefSeq, a predicted model, not a curated record
AAGAAUGGUGGAACAACUCCUUCAUUUAUCAAGUCUAUCCCCGUAGUUUCAUGGACAGCGAUGGGGAUGGAACUGGGGACCUGAAUGGCAUCACUAGCAAGCUGGAACAUUUUGCGGAUUUGAACGUCUCCGCAAUCUGGAUUUCUCCCAUUUAUGUCAGUCCAAUGGCGGACUUUGGAUACGACAUCUCAAAUUAUACGGACGUCGAUCCAGUCUUCGGAACGAUUGAGGACUUUACCAAUUUGACCACGAAAGCCAAAUCUUUGGGCAUCAAAGUCCUGUUGGAUUUCGUGCCAAAUCACUCUUCGGACGAGCAUCCCUGGUUCAAACAAUCUGUCCAACGAGUCAAGCCAUAUGAUGACUACUACGUCUGGUUGGAUGGAAAGCUGGUCAAUGGAAGCUACCAGCCGCCCAAUAACUGGCUGAGUGUGUUUGGAGGAUCCGCUUGGGAAUGGAGUCCCGUGAGGCAGCAGUACUAUCUCCAUCAGUUCACUCGAGGCCAGCCGGAUUUCAAUUUUACGAACCCGUCGGUUCUUAUGGAGAUGGAGAAGAUUUUGAUUUUUUGGAUGGAUCAUGGGGUAGACGGAUUCAGAAUGGAUGCGGUCAAUUACUUGAUUGAAGAUGAGCGGUUCCUGGAUGAGCCGGCUAGUGGAGCUAAUGUUCCAGCUGAUGACUACGAGAGCUUGGACCAUGUGUACUCUAAAGAUAUGGAUCAAACAUUUGUGAUUCUAAAAGCCUGGCGCAAACGAAUUGAUGCUUAUAGCAAGAAAGGUAAGGAACAGAAACUGAUUUUAACUGAAGCCUACGCAGAUAUGGAAAGCAUGAAGCGGUUCUAUGAAGCGGGAAGUGAUGUUCCUAUGAAUUUUAUGUUCAUCGGACCUUUGAAUGCUAAUUCCACAACCAUGGAAUUCAAGAGGGCGAUCGACUCCUGGCUGGGGAUGGUCCCGAAAGGGCAUGUGGCCAAUUGGGUCGUUGGCAAUCAUGACAACUCGCGGGUCAGCAACCGGUUUGGGGCAGGCAGAGCUGAUCAAUUGUCGAUGCUGGCCGCUGUGUUGCCUGGUCUCGGGAUCAUUUACUACGGAGAUGAAAUCGGAAUGACUGAUCGUGAGAUGACUUGGAACGAGACCGUUGAUCCCGCGGGCUGCAACGCGGGUCCCGAGAGGUUCAUGCUCAAAUCAAGGGAUCCUGAGCGAACUCCAUUCCAGUGGGAUGAUUCCAUGAAUGCUGGUUUCUCGACGGCCAACGAAACUUGGCUGCCGGUAAAUGAUAACUACAAGCAAAUUAAUUUGGCCAAACAGAAAAUGGAGGAUGUCAGCCAUUACAAGUUGUUCAAGCAGCUAGUAAAGCUCAAGAAGACUCCGGUGGUAGCCACAGGAACUACCGAAGUCAUUUUGGUGACGGAGAAUGUUCUUGGAGUGAUCAGAAAGCUGCCAGAUGUGAAACCUGUUGUUUUGUUGGUUAAUUUCAAAAAUGAAACAGUGGUCGUUGAUGCCAGGACCUGGAUGAAUAUCCCAGCUGAGUUGACGGUUUUCGCGGGAAGUAUUGGGUCUGGUAUACCCUCAGAAGUUAUCAUGGAUACCACAGAAAUUUAUUUACCAGCGGAAGCUUCAGUUAUUCUUUAUUGAGGUUAUGGUGAAUUACUUAGUAACUAAUGUUGUAAUUAUUUUUUUUGUGUUUAUUUUAUUUGUGAAAUAAUUAUUUUUGAA